AUGGCUCCAGCUCCCAGCUUCCGUGGACACCAGUGGACUUACAACCCUGUCCGAGCAGUGUCCUGCCUGCUCCAUCUGCUGGUCCUGUCAAAUCUGCUCUUGUGCCAAGGCAACUCAUGCCCAUCCUGCAGUCCAGAUGUAUUUGACUUCCCCCUGAAAACACUUACAGACCUGUUUAUCGAUGCUGCCAGGCUGUCCCACGACUUCCAUUACCUUUCCACCAUAAUGUUCAAUGAGUUUAAUGAAAAAUAUGCCCAGGGCAAACAGUACUAUAUCAAUGCCACCAAGAGCUGCCACACCAAUUGUCUUCAUACUCCUGAAGAAAGAGACAAAGCCCAACAGAUGAACAAUGAAGACCUUAGUAAGUGGAUACUCAUAUUACUGUACUCCUGGAAUAGACCUCUGUAUCAUCUAGUCAAAGAGCUGCCGAGUUUGAGAAAUGUCUCAGAUGCUAUCCUGUCAAAUGCCGUAAAGAAUGAGAAAAAUUCAGACAAACUUCAAGGAUUCAUAGAGAGGCAAUUCAGCCAGAUUAUUUUUCCAGUCAGGUGGAAGAUGUACGAGGCUCGUAUUUACUGGUCAGGACUCCCAUCCCUGACAUCCAGCGAUGAAGAUAGGCGUCAUUCUGAAUUUUAUAACCUGUUCCAGUGCCUGCGCAGUGAUUCACAUAAAGUUGACAUGUACACCAAGAUCCUGGCAUGCCGAAUCCGCAAAACGUGCUAA
This is a messenger RNA of Budorcas taxicolor (takin), 720 nucleotides long. RefSeq names its product chorionic somatomammotropin hormone 2-like. Gene Ontology annotation, biological process: female pregnancy; response to nutrient levels; mammary gland development. Lineage: Eukaryota; Metazoa; Chordata; Mammalia; Artiodactyla; Bovidae. Gene Ontology annotation, molecular function: hormone activity; prolactin receptor binding. Gene Ontology annotation, cellular component: extracellular region. The transcript is spliced from 5 exons. The record is from RefSeq and is a predicted model, not a curated record. Bases 1 to 720 code for a protein of 239 amino acids.